Molecule: messenger RNA, 3207 nt
Organism: Penicillium brasilianum
Lineage: Eukaryota; Fungi; Ascomycota; Eurotiomycetes; Eurotiales; Aspergillaceae
Source: the annotation of a GenBank genome assembly
AUGGAGCAAGAUCUAUCCAAUCCGUCAUCUGAAGCUGUCUCACCUCACUUCCCUCCUCCAAAGAGGACCCUGCCUCCGCCAGAGGGCCAGCCCAACAGAAAGAAACCAGUGCUCAUGCAGCGUCCACAGAGUUCUGGUAUUAAUUUGACAAGCUUCUCAUUCGCUAGACCAGAAAGCCAGCCCAAGAGAUUCACGCUGAAGCCGAUUCCUCGAUUGGAUCCUCAUGGGAAGCAUGACCGUGAGGAAAGGAGUGCUGUGGAUUCGCAGGACAAAGAAGGUCCGUCCAAGUCAAUUACCGAGCCGGGACAGCAGAGUCUUGAGCAAUACCUGGCAGAACGAACUCCAUGUCCACAGCCCAAAGAUCACACGGAGGCUGCAAAGAUCUCUCAAAAGGAUUCAACUCCACCGAGUACUGAAAUUACGAGCACCGAUAGCCCGCAGAAUGCGCAAUCAGCAAAGGGACAGGUCGUCAUUAACCUGGAACUCGAGAGUGAUACUGCCCUGGCCACACGGGCGAUUCAUAACAGCCGGAUUCGGGCCACUGCUUCCCAAGCCACCACAUCACGCUCUGCUCAAAAUCAGGUCCGAAAAGCAUCAGCAACUCAGAACACUACCUUGCCACGAGGCACCGCACGAUCUAAGGAUUACCUCCGAGUCUCUAAGCCUUGCCGCGAGAACCGCAAGUCUGCUCUCACCCGACAGCAAAGAUCAAUUUCUAGCAACAAAUCUGGUUUUCAUCAGUUCACUGAAGAUUCCUUGUUCGAAAUGCUCAUUGGCAGGAUCAGACAGCGCGAGGAGAAUGAGAUUGUAGCUGCCAACGUCCAACGCCAAGUUGAAGCACAAAAUUUGGAGCUGAAAGAGGAAAAUCAAGAUCUUCACCAACAACUUGACGCGGGUCAUAUGCAGCUGCAGAAAAAAGACUCAGAAAUUAAAAAGCAUCAAGCCCGCCUGGAAGACUGGAAGGUCAAGAUCCGAAAGUUUAAACAGGUUGUUGAUGAAUUGGGGCAUGAUUAUGAUGCCCUCAAAGAAGAUAACGAGCGGUUGAUGACCACUGCCGCGAGUUUGGAAAAAGAGAAGAGCACCCUCUUUCAAGCCAUUGACGAUGCCAAGCUCCAGAUUGCCCAAGCGGAGGGGGCAACAGACGAGCUGCGAAAGGAGAACUCUGAGAGAGAACAACGAAUUGCGCUGCUACAGCUGGCUUUGACCACUGCGCAAGACCAAGAAGAGGGCAUUAAAGCAGAGCUGAUUAGCGAAAGGAAUCGCAGUGCCACCCUGGAAUCUUACAUCCAGAACCACGCGCUGACCCAAGCAAAGCAGCUUGGUCUGAUCAGGGAUGAUCAGGCAAAGCUCAUGCAAGAUCUAAAUACGGGGUUGACUUCGAUUGCCUCCAAUGCAGCCACUUUCAGAACUGAUAUUCUGUCAGAAGUCAAAGCAGCUCUGGAUCAGUGUGGUUCUUCCAUCCAGACCUUGAGUGAAAAGUGCUCCAACGAAAAGCUGGAGAUCCAAGGGUUUACGGCUGGUACUCGAGAUGCGGUCUCCCAAAUCGAGAACCUGGCAGCAAGGCUCACAGGGAGCGUCGAGACUAGCAACAGGGUCAAUCUCGGCGUCGCUAAGACCAUUGAAGACAGCUUACACUCUAUCGAGACUCAUCUUGGCCCCAAUUCCACGCUUUCUCAGCAGCUUUCUGAGUGUGACACCUCGUACGGGUGGCUGAAAGACAAACUCGGAGCUAUUGGGCCAACACUGGCCAAUCUCGGUGCCUCUUCAGAGGCCAUGUUGACUUCUGGGAGCAACCUUGUUCGACAAUUUGGGGACUUUGGCAAGAUUUUAGAGGAGGCGCAAAUUCCGAAAGGCAAUCCGAUUUUAGACAGAGAAUUGGCAGAAAAGUUCGCUGAAAAUACGCAGCUCCAACUCGGACUCCAGAAAUUGUCCUCGGAAGUUGACCGUCUGGAGCAGCUGGCAAGCGAAAAGGACGCAAGGAUUGCACAUCUGCAACGAUCUCUGUCAGACGCAAAUCAAAAGCACAAAGCCUCUGAGGAUCGAAAUCAAGCAUCAGAAAUCGAGAAGAUAGCCCUGAAAGGGGAAAUGGAGUUAAGGGAUCAGAGAAUCCGUCACGAAUUGGCCACCGAGCAUGGCACCUCCCAAACCAAGAUGAAGGCCCAUUACGAACAACAGUUGCAUGCUCUACAAGCAGAGAAAAAUGAAUUUGAAAAGGAUGCUGAAAUCGUAAUGGCUCAGUUGAGCGGUGUUCAGGAUGCUUUGGUUGAGGCAAAGCGAUUAGUUGAUGAUCAGAGAACACUGCGCGAAUCAAUGGCCCAAGAGACCGUGCAACAGAUUCAACAGCUCACACAAUCUUGCUCCGAGCACAUGGUUCGAGUAGGGGUUCAGAGUCUCGAGAUCCAGAGGUAUCAGGAAGCUGAAGCGGUUGCGUGUCUAGAGAGAGAUACCCUGCAAGAACAACUCCGACAGGCCCAGGAAAAGAUCCACGAGCUCGAGCAAACAUUCGUCCUCCCAGCUGAAGAGGCAGAAGGUCCUCAAGGACCGCCGACUAACAUUGUUCCUUUUUCGGCUCUGGAAAGCCGGCUUUCGCCAAUGCGAGCCACCUCGCCCUAUGGGGACCCCGCAGACUUUGCCAUGCUCUUCAUGUCGGAUGAGCUUUUACUUUCAACUCCACAUCACAAGAUCAAAGAGGACAAGGAGUCCCCAAACCGUCAAGAUGAGGUUGUUCAAGACAGCCAAAAGGCAGUCGAUGUCCCUGAUCCAGCAAAGGUAUUCGAUAUUCCUCGGGACAUGGACCCGCCUCCACCACGAGCCAACAUGAAACGCAGAGCAGUCAAUUUUGCACCACCCCGAAAAGAUAGCACGGGGAGUAAAAAUAAGGAUGCCGUUGUUACUGGUACUCCUUGCACCGAGAUCCAGGGCUCCGCACAAGCCGGCAAAGAAACGGAGGAGCAAUCUGCUAAAGUCACAAAACAUAUCAACAAGAGGACUUACAGUCGUGUUCAUGCCUUGGGCGUCGAGGGUCAGCAGGAGGAACCAACGGUGUCAACUCGUGCUAUCGAGGGAGUACAGCGAGCUAGCCCAAAAGGUCUGGUAUCUGCGAGCAGCGCCAGGGAACCAAGUGGUCGGAUCAAUUCUCGUGGUCGCGGCAAGCGGCGUUCGCGAGGAGAUCGUUACAACGCCCGUUUCACUCGGGAAGGCUAUUAA